Stylophora pistillata is the source of this 1592-nucleotide messenger RNA. RefSeq lists its product as uncharacterized. Lineage: Eukaryota; Metazoa; Cnidaria; Anthozoa; Scleractinia; Pocilloporidae. The record is from RefSeq and is a predicted model, not a curated record.
GUUAAAGCAAAAGGAAAAUGGCUAGCUUUAGUUGGUAUCAAAGUAUCGCAUUUAUUUUACUGCUGUUUCACUUGUCAAAGGCAAAUGUCAUAUUCACAUCGAGGCCUCCUAAUCCAACCUACGUUAAUAAUGGAAGUACUGCAAAACUGGUGUGGGACUACAGUGACCCAAACAAUGUUGUUGUUGGCAUUGCUUUUAGUGUUCUGGUGACUGGUAAAGGGUUUAAAAGAAUGCUGUUUAAAGAGAAUGGUGUUGUUCAGGAUCAUCAAGAUUUACCUGAUGCAUACAGAGGGAGAAUCAGCAUGGAAGGAAAGGCCACCUUAGUCAUCACGAAAGUAACUCCCAAAGACAACACAAUGUUUCGUUGCUUGUUAUUUGAUAAGAUAAAUUAUCUUAAAGAUACUGUUCAGCUUACUGUGGCAGCUUUUUAGUUUCAUCGUUGAUUUCACCGAGAGAACUUCUGGUUUAGAGUUCCCUUUUUUCGCGGCCUACAGCGCCAAUACAAUGUAAGUUCCUAGUUAUUAUGUUCAUGGUGUUCGCUUUAGCCGUUUUUCAGUUUUAUAUUUUUGCAUUUGUAAACUUGUAUAUUUGUUGGUUCUUCAUUAGGUCAAACCUCUUCCUCUGAUCGAGUGUUUGAAAUCAUUGCUGUAAGCGGCCACAAAAGGACACACCUUUUGGCAGAAACAUAGUUUGAAAUUGUCAAGUUGGUAUGAGGAGAUAAUGGAUACUGGCGCUGAUAAAGCUUUAGAUUCUGAUGAUGGGAAUGGCGUUCGACCUAGGAUGCCGAGUAAACAACUGGAUCAAGAAGGCGUUCUCCUCGAAAGGCUUCGCCGACUCAAGAAUGAGAGAUCAGGCUAUCUUUCUACAGUUAGUGCUAGGGGAAACAAAAUUGAUGCGCUGUUAUCUAGCGAGGAAAACAUUCAUCUCAUAAAGGAAAAGUUGCCUGGCUUCCUAGCUGCUGUUGAAAGGUUUAAAGAAGCUCAUCUAGCCUAUUCGUCGAAUCUUCAGGAUGACGUUAGCUUAGCAAGAUGUCAAGAGCAGUUAAAUUUAGAGUCUUCGUGGGCCAACCUCUUUUAUCAAAGAACUCAACAGUGGAUCAAAGGAUCAGAGGAGCUUCUCAGGUUGAACUCUCAGGUCAAUCCCAAAGAUUCAGUGAGUCAGAUCACUUUUCAGGACACAACUAAGUCCUCGUCAAAGAAAUCACAACGUUCGAGUUAUAGCGGUUCAAACAGGAGUGAUACGUCAUCCUUAGCAUUCGCACGAGCAAAGGAAGUGGGACGUAUUGCUGAGCUCGAAGCGGAGGCAGCUGCACUAGAGAAACGACGAUUGUUAGAGGAGCAAAGGUUACGUUUGCAGCAAGAACAGGAACGUCUUACACUUGAACCGAACUCGCUAAGUCUAAAGCUAAAGAAAGAGUUUUAUCUUCAGUUAUGGAAGCUGUUCCGCGUCCAUUUGUGCCGAAUCCAAUAAAACUAGAAUCCAAGAAGGGUGAAGGAGAGGUUCAAGCACCUAUUAUCGGACUUGAAGCAAAGCCAGUUGGAGAAAAUGGUCAUUUAUCAGUUGCCGUUGGUUGUUCUACCCUAAAUCCGGAA